AUGGCAGAGAUAGACCCAAAAACUCAUUCAUCUAUGGAUAUUAGGGCAAUUAUCUUAAUUAGUAUAUUGUGUUAUAUUUCAUAUUAUGGUAAUGCUGAACAAAACACUGCAACAUUAUCAAAAGAAGAAGAGUUGGAAAUAGAGGAUCAACUUAAGCAAUUGAACAAACCAGCAGUCAAGACCAUCCAAGUAAUAUUAAUUUUUAGCGAUGGAGUUAUUUAUAAUUGUGUUGAUUUCUUUAAGCAACCGGCAUUUGACCAUCCUUUGUUGAAGAACCACAAUUUUCACUAUAAGCAUGCUGUGCUUCGAACAAAGCCUGGAAAAAGAUACAAUGGAGGAGGAGUGAUCAUGAGUUUACACAAUUUAUCUACUAUCGUAAGACCUCAAUAUAGUGCUUCUCAAAUGACUAUUAAAAAUGGACUUGAUACCAUACAAGUUGGAUGGAUGGUAAACCCUAGUUUGUACGGCGACAGUAAAACUCGCCUCUUCACAUUUUUUCAAGCUGGUGGAAGAUCUUGUUUCAACACACAUUGUCCUGGUUUUGUUAUUGUUAACACUGAGAUACCACUUGACUUUGUCUUUAAUUCACUUUCUCAACGUGGUGAAAGACCAUUCAUUACACGUCUCUUUGUUUAUCGGGAUGCAGCAAAUGGAAAUUGGUGGCUUCUACUUGGAAACUCAGGGACUGAGAUUGGUUUUUGGCCAGGAAGAAUAUUUAGUAGUCUAAAUAGUGGAUUGGGUAACUAUGUGGAAUGGGGUGGAGAGGCUUAUAGUCCAUUAGGGCAACCUAAGAAUAAAAAUACUCCAAUGGGCAAUGGCUUUCGUCCAAAAGGAGACACAACAUUGGAUGCAUUUAUGGAGCAAAUCACAACCAUUGAUGAAUCUCAUAAGCAAGUCAUUGCUACAAAUACUGAGGUUUUCUCUGAUAAUAAAAGCUUAUAUGAUGUUAGGGAUUGGGGACUUGAAGGCACCCAUGGCCAUAUGAUAUCUUUUGGAGGCCCUUUUAUCUCAGCUGCUCGUUGA
Messenger RNA from Humulus lupulus (European hop), 1023 nucleotides. Its product is annotated as protein neprosin-like. NCBI's taxonomy places the organism in Eukaryota, Viridiplantae, Streptophyta, Magnoliopsida, Rosales, Cannabaceae. The coding region runs from base 1 to 1023 and encodes 340 amino acids. The record is from RefSeq and is a predicted model, not a curated record. The transcript is spliced from 7 exons.